AUGCCCACGAAGGUAACUGCGGCGGGGAAGCCCUCCUUGGCGCUAAAGGAGGACAGCGGUUUCCGAGGGUUUUUCAGGAAGCUGUCAUUGAGUAAGAAGGGGUCGAGUACACACGAGGAGCUGGUUGCUCCUCCCCCGCCUUACAAGGCUUCUCUAUCCCCAACUUCGCCAGCCCGCGUCAUUGAUAAUGGUACACACUACCCACUCGCAUCCUCUCGAAAUAUUCCCCUGACAUGCAUUCGCGUCACGCCAGAUUCCGCGACUUCGCCGUCCACGCGACCACCUCGGCCGGACCUGACUCCCGAAGAGAGGGAAAAGCGCCGCGCCCGCCGACUAAGUAAACCUCCACGCCCCGCACCGACGCCCGCUUCCGCUUGCACUCCGAAUGUUGUGACCGGAGUGUACCCAACCGGCGACCCAAAACCACAUGGCUCAUCCCGCACAUCUCUUUCUUCGUUCUUUCUUGCUGCUACUGCCACAACGCGCACAGGCACCCCCAAGAAUAAUGUCGACUCUUCCGGCCGUACACGACCUCCAGUCAGCGGUACGCCUGCUCGAACUCGCCCCGGGGCCUAUCGCCAUCCCAACCCACUGCCAAACACGGCUAAUUCAAAAAACAACAAUAACGCCCCUUCCAUCGGACAUGCGUAUCAUUAUCAACGUACUCGCACAAAUAGCAGCACUGAUCUGUCGCGCCAUCAUGAAGCUAUAUCAUGCCUGGAAGCCGUUCUGAAGGCCUACGAUGCUAAUCUCGUCACAGAUGUACGGCAUGUCAUGGAGCAAGUUGCACUUGCCCGAGAUAUACUAGUUGGAGAGGAUUAUGCUGGGAGUGGAAAUGCUAGCACAGCGUUUUUGAUGAAGAGCGCGAAAACGAGUGAGUUGAGUGUUGAUAGCGUGGAAUUGCCGCCGCCUCCGGCAAGAUCGAAGACGAGGGAACGUAGAAGUGCCUCGCCAAAAGGAAGUAGUUCUUCUUCGGACUCUUCGAUGGGGAGGAAAAGUGGAGAUUCACUUGGAGGUGCGAGUGAGGGAUCGGAAGCAUCGUCCGUGACGUCCGCCGAUUCGAAGCUAGCAGGGGAGGGGAAUAGGAUGACGCUGUUUGCGACCAUUCCAUCGUUCCCGCUUGCCAGCCCACCCCCAAAACCUCUCCGCCAGUAA
Molecule: messenger RNA, 1155 nt
Organism: Cantharellus anzutake
Lineage: Eukaryota; Fungi; Basidiomycota; Agaricomycetes; Cantharellales; Hydnaceae
Exons: 2
Coding region: 1-1155 (384 amino acids)
Source: RefSeq, a predicted model, not a curated record